This is a messenger RNA of Drosophila nasuta, 1071 nucleotides long. RefSeq lists its product as uncharacterized. The record is from RefSeq and is a predicted model, not a curated record. The transcript has 2 exons. The coding region runs from base 77 to 862 and encodes 261 amino acids. NCBI's taxonomy places the organism in Eukaryota, Metazoa, Arthropoda, Insecta, Diptera, Drosophilidae.
AAUUUCAUCAGUCUACUUUUCGGUUUUGCGUAAAGGUGAAAAUUUUUUAAAGUUUUGGAAGGCUUCAAAAUUAAUUAUGGCAACGCGGGUGACAAAGCCUAUGAAGUGCCCCAAAUUACUAUUGCAAGCGAUUCAGUUGCAGAGGAAGUCAACGAAUGGUAAACGUUCGCCUUUUGUGCGUUACACAAGUGACUCGGGGAAAUGCCGAAAAGCCAAUACAGAGGAGAAAAAGAAAUGCAGAAUGCCAUUGGUCAUUCCACCGGCAUAUUUUAAGAAACCCGAUCCAUGCAAGACUGAUGAAGAGCUAACAACGGAGCGCUCUUUAGGUGUUUAUAUGCGCUGUAAUCCGCCCUAUAAACCAGAAUGCAUGGGACCGUGUUUCAAUGAACCUCGCCUGGAUUCCACUCUCUACAAGCCUAGCAAGACUCUUGAUAAGGAAUACAAGAAAUACUGGGUGGACUGCGUCAUGGAAAAGGUUCCCAAGCGUGUGUGUAAUAUAUCUGCGCCUGAAAUAGUUCGACGUCCUAGACGAAAGACAAUCUGCAAUGCGCCUGCUCCUUCAAAAGGAUGGAGCACAAUGCACCCAUUGCAAUGCCGACCCUUGAAACCAGGACCGCCCAUAUCGGAGAGUCGCUGCAUUCAAAAUCCGCUCUGCGAGUGCCCCAAGGCAAGGAAGGUGUCAAAGUGCAAGAUUAAUCAAAAGAAAGAUGCCAGCGCUAAGCGUCAGUUAACGCGUUAUCCCAGUUUCUCUGAAUGCCAAAACGUUGAACUAAACAAGGAACCAGUAACUGAGUGUCAUAAGAAAAUUAGUAUUUGUGAAGUCUGGCGUAUCUUCAAAGCGAGACAUAGCCAAGGAGUCUGACGCUCCAGAGACUGUGAUGUUUCCUAGUGUUUCUGUUUUGGAGAUACGCUUAUGACUAAACCUAAAUUGCAUGAGCGGUCUAAACUAAAUUUUAUAAAAAGUGACGUAAUUAGUGGAAAGAUGCUUGCUUCCGAAUUAUUUCAAGGCAUUAAUUUGUGAACCAAUUUUUCUUGGAAAGCGAAUAAAAUUUUCAUUAAAAUUCAAUAUAA